Metschnikowia bicuspidata var. bicuspidata NRRL YB-4993 is the source of this 315-nucleotide messenger RNA. RefSeq lists its product as uncharacterized. The transcript is spliced from 2 exons. NCBI's taxonomy places the organism in Eukaryota, Fungi, Ascomycota, Pichiomycetes, Serinales, Metschnikowiaceae. The record is from RefSeq and is a predicted model, not a curated record. The annotation marks the transcript as partial.
CGGAACCUCUCUUUUUAGCGCCGCCAAUAUGGAUGACGACUACGAAAACUACUCUGGAGAAGACGAGUUCAAUGAGGACGCCUUGAACAACGCGGACUACGAUGCCUUAUAUGCCGCCCUCCCCGAGGCGAAGGCCCAGCUACAGUCGUACAAUCCGCAGAUCCAGGACCUCGAUAUCAAAGAGGCCCUCUACUACAACUACUUCGAAAUCCCCGCUGCGCUCGAGGAACUCAAAAGCAAGUUCCCCCGAAAAAAAGAGGAGCUCCCGCCGCCGAGGUUGUCGAAAUUGGCGAUGCUAGCGAAACUGAGGGCCGG